GGGCUGGCCACCUCCCCGCCGCACCACCAGCAUCUGCUGAGAUAGGAGCCAAAGCAUGGAUUUGCAGGGAGGAAAAGCUUUUGGACUGCUGAAGGCCCAGCAGGAAGAGAACCUGGGCAGGAUCAACAAGCAAUUCCUGGAUGACCCCAAAUACAGCAGAGAUGAGGACCUGCCCUCCAAACUGGAAGCCUUCAAGAAGAAGUACAUGGAGUUUGAUCUGAAUGGAAAUGGAGAUAUCGAUAUUAUGUCCUUGAAGCGAAUGCUAGAGAAACUCGGGGUUCCCAAGACCCACCUAGAGAUAAAGAAAUUAAUUAGAGAGGUGUCCAGUGGCUCCGAGGAGACGUUUAGCUACUCCGACUUUCUCAGAAUGAUGCUGGGCAACAGAUCCGCCAUCUUGAGGAUGAUUCUGAUGUAUGAGGAAAAAAACAAAGAACACCAGAAGCCAACUGGCCCCCCGGCCAAGAAAGCUAUUUCUGAGUUGCCCUGACUGGAGGUGGAUGCACAUGUGGUGGCCUGUGGGCCUUCUAAUGACCGCAGCACGGGAAAGAGGAAGUAGCUAUGAGCCAGAGUCAAACUAAAUAAAUAGUGCUCCUACCAGGUCAA
This is a messenger RNA of Acomys russatus (golden spiny mouse), 603 nucleotides long. RefSeq names its product allograft inflammatory factor 1 (gene Aif1). Lineage: Eukaryota; Metazoa; Chordata; Mammalia; Rodentia; Muridae. Gene Ontology annotation, molecular function: calcium ion binding; actin filament binding. Gene Ontology annotation, biological process: ruffle assembly; actin filament bundle assembly. The transcript is spliced from 6 exons. Gene Ontology annotation, cellular component: actin filament; ruffle membrane. The coding region runs from base 56 to 487 and encodes 143 amino acids. The record is from RefSeq and is a predicted model, not a curated record.